AGGAAGUGACGUCAGUUUUUCGCGUCACAAAUCAAAAGUGAAAGCAAAUGUUCAGAGUUGAUGUUUUUCCAUUUAAACAACCAGCAUCGAUUCUGUACGGAAUAUCAAAGUGUUUCAGAGGAACUAAAGUAUGAUUGUCGUGUAGCUGCUUCAUAGAAAGACGGUGGAUUUUGUGAAUCUGUGUAAAUAAGAGUCAGUGCUGGAGAUCAGAUUCUGUUUCAUCAUGGGUAACACACAAACAUCCACAGAUCAAGAGUUUUCUCCAGGAUUCAGUUAUAGUUCAGUUGAUCAGAAGAGAUCAGAAGCAGAGUCCAGCUGUGUGUCUGUGAGGAGUGAUACGUCUAUGGAUCAUCCAGUAAUGAGUCGAGAUACAAAGACUGUUCUCAGGAUCUGCAGUCAGAGAUCUUCAUCUCCUGAUCACAGCUGUGUGUCUCUGAAGAGUGACGCAUCCAUGGGUUAUCCUCCUGACCUCAGUGAUGAAGCAGUGACCUCUGACCCCAGCAGAGCAGAUGGAGAGCGAAGCGUCUCUGGAGGUGUCUCCUCUGUCUUCUGUCUGAACAACACGAGCGUUACAGCGUCUCUGAAUAAACAUGAUCAAGCAGUGAAUGAUGAACUACAGAGAGUCAAAGAGCAGCACAAAACCAGCAUGAAGAACAAGUAUGAGAGAUUAUGUGAGGGACUGAAACUCCAGGAGAAUGAAAGCCUCCUGAACAGCAUCUACACACAGCUCUACAUCAUAGAGGGAGAGAGAGAAGGAGUGAAUGAAGAACAUGAGGUUUUACAGAUGGAGAAAACAGCCAGAACACAACACUCACAAGACGCUCCAAUCUACUGCAAUGACAUCUUUAAAGCCUCCGCUGAAGCAGGAUCUGAGGAGAAAGAGCAGAUCAAGACUGUUCUUACUAAAGGCAUCGCUGGAAUCGGAAAAACCGUCUCUGUGCAGAAGUUCAUUCUGGACUGGGCCGAGGGAAAAGCCAAUCAGGAUGUAGAUUUCAUGUUUGUGCUUCCAUUUCGAGAGCUGAACUUGAUCCGAGAUCAUCAGUACAGUCUUCACAGACUUCUGCUGGACUUUCAUCCUGAACUUCAAGAUCUGGACUCACAGAUUUAUGAGGAGUGUAAAGUUGUGUUCAUCUUUGAUGGUCUGGAUGAAAGCAGAAUCACACUGAUGUUUUCAGACGCUCAGAAAGUUUGUGAUGUGACUGAGACUUCAUCAGUGGCUGUGUUGAUGUCAAAGCUGAUGAAAGGAGAGCUGCUUCCCUCUGCUCUCAUCUGGAUCACCUCCAGACCAGCAGCAGCCAAUCAGAUCCCCUCCAAAUACAUCCACCGUCUGACAGAGAUUCAGGGAUUCACUGAGCCUCAGAAGGAGGAAUAUUUCAGGAAGAGAAUCAGUGAUGAGCAUCAAGCCAGCAGAAUCAUCUCACACAUCAGAAGAGCAAGAAGCCUCCACAUCAUGUGCCACAUACCCGUCUUCUGCUGGAUCUCAUCCACUGUGCUUCAGAAGCUCCUGGAAGAAGAUCUGAGAGCAGAAAUCCCUCAAACUCUGACUGAAAUGUACAUCCACUUCCUGCUGAUUCAGAUCAACAUGAGGAAGCAGAAGUAUGAAGAGAGAGAUCCAGAGAAACUCCUGCAGUCCAACAGAGAAGUGAUUGUGAAACUUGCUGAAGUGGCUUUCAAACAGCUGAUGAAGGGCAAUGUGAUGUUCUAUGAGGAGGACCUGAUUGAGAGCAGCAUAGACGUCACUGACGCCUCGGUGUAUUCUGGGAUUUGCACUGAGAUCUUUAAGCAGGAAUCUGUGAUUCAUCAGAGGAAAGUCUACAGCUUCAUUCAUCUGAGCGUUCAGGAGUUUCUCGCUGCUUUCUAUCUGUUUUACUGCUAUUUAACAAAGAACAAGAAAACACUGUAUGCAUUCAGAUUAUACAGAUCUGAUGAAGUCUCUCUGUAUGAUCUACUAAGAUCAGCAGUAGAUAAAGCUCUCAAGAGUAAGAAUGGACGUCUGGAUCUGUUCCUGCGGUUCCUGCUGGGCGUCUCACUGGAGUCCAAUCAGAGACUCUUACAGGAUCUACUGACACACACAGAGAACAGCUCAGAGACCAUCAGCAGAACCACACAGGACAUUAAAGAGAGGAUCAAAGAUGAUCCUGAACACCAUCCUCUCUCAGCUGAUCAGUCCAUCAAUCUGUUCCUCUGUCUGCUGGAAGUGAAAGAUCAGACUCUGUUCAGAGAGAUUCAGGAGUUUGUGAAAUCAGCCAAACACUCAGAGAAACUCUCUCCUGCUCACUGCUCAACAAUCUCCUACAUGAUUCAGAUGUCAGAGGAGCCACUGGAUGAACUGAACCCCAUGAAAUACAAGACAUCAGAUGAGGGGAGAAGAAGACUGAUACCAGCUGUGAUCAACUGCAGAAAAGCUCUAUCAGGAUCUGAAGACUAUAAUAAACACAAAUCCAGCUCUAGAGCAUCAGAUCUCACAGUCAGCUCAAAACAAUGAUGUGCAGGACACCACUGAUGAUCUUUAUGAUUGUGAAGGAGAGGAAUGAAGAGCUUCUCUCUCGUGAACACGCUGCUGGAGAAGAUUCUUCUGUGUGUUUCAGGAAAAGUUCAUCAGUAGUUUAGUGCUCGAGCGCUGCUCAACAA
This is a messenger RNA of Carassius gibelio (silver crucian carp), 2631 nucleotides long. Its product is annotated as protein NLRC3-like. The coding region runs from base 224 to 2485 and encodes 753 amino acids. NCBI's taxonomy places the organism in Eukaryota, Metazoa, Chordata, Actinopteri, Cypriniformes, Cyprinidae. The transcript has 6 exons. The record is from RefSeq and is a predicted model, not a curated record.